This is a messenger RNA of Astrephomene gubernaculifera, 3703 nucleotides long. Lineage: Eukaryota; Viridiplantae; Chlorophyta; Chlorophyceae; Chlamydomonadales; Astrephomenaceae. The record is from the annotation of a GenBank genome assembly.
GGUACGGCGGUUGCGGCAGCGGUGUCGCCUGCGUCAUCGUCCUGGAAGAGCAUGCCAUUAUCAUCUGCGGAUCAGGGGCGUGGGUACCGGCAAGAGGUCUAUUGAUGGGCGUGACCAAGUACCGUAUCCAAGGUGUUUGGGGUGUCGUCUGCACCGGAUCUAGCAGUUGAGAAGAGGGAUUAGAGGUUCCCUGGGCUACAUUCCUAAUCCCUUUGACCUGCAUGCAUCCCGCAAAGCCCAGAUCCCCAAAUCCUUACCAUCCAUGAGGGCUGCCUCAUCGUCGAGACCAUCACCGUCCGCCCCAACACCUGCCCUUGCGGCAGCUGAGGAGGGCCCAGGGUCGGUUGCGGCCGAGGGUGCAGCAGCAGCGACGUUCUCAGCGACUGCAACAGGUGCCGGUGCCGGCUCCGGCGCAGGUGCCGCGUCGAGGUCCGUAACGCUAAAAUCCUUGAAGAAGUCAUCAUCGUCGUCAUCCAUCAUAAAUUUUGCAGGCUUCUUGGCCGCUGGCUUGGGCGCGGGCCUGCGUGGAAGCACAAUGGAACGCUUGUUGCGGUUAUGUGCGGUUCUGUCUUUUAGGCAGCGCUCUUGGAUUUAUGCUUUGCUAUAUAAUACUCCACGGUGUCGCUGCUUGUGGUAUCCUUAUUUAGAAAGCCCAAUAAGCAGUCAACCAUGGGGAGAACUUACUUGCUUGCCGCAGGUCCCCCUCCACCAGCGCCGCCCUUGAAGAUGUUAUCAUCGUCUGAAAAGGUGUAGGAAAAGCCGAAAGGUGAGAAACAUGGCAACAGUAGCUUUGUCGGAACAGGAAUCCUGCGAGAGGUGCCUCACCGUCGUCAAAGAACCCCAUCGUCAAGUUGGGCUAUCAGCGCUGUAAGCCCCGUUUAAGCUAGGUUUUGCGUUUACUAAAGGAAAACAAUGGCCUUGGAAUCCUAUGCCAAGUAGGAAAAGGCGCGAUGGUUGUAGUACAGCGAAAUUCUUCCUGCAUGACCCAUGGGCGCUCGGCCCAGCAGGAGGAAUGCAUUACGUUCCAUGGCCCACAACUUCAGCCAACGUUCCUCAACCAACAUGAAUCAGUAGAAUAAUACGCGUAUGCGCUGUCUGCGUCUGGCAUCUGCCGUCCACGCCUGAACUUGCGAGACGCGCGCCCAAGUUUGAACGCCUUCCAGCUCUUCUUCCAAGCUACCUGACCAUCUGAAGCCCUGCAGAAGGGCUGGUUCUGUCCAGACCUUCAUGAUCUGUGGCUCCUGCGCUUGGGCCUGACCGGCUUCCAUGUUUACCUAAGAAGCGAGCAGGUACGCCCUUCACUUUACGCCAUUUCGUGUCCUUUGCGGCCCUUUCCCAGCCAUAUUCGUAAACUAGCUAGCAAGCAAAGCACCCUGCUGAUAAGGCAAGGGCAGCUCAAAGCAAAGCACCUUGGCGUAUACUUCCCUCCUUCUUCGUAUGCUUUUGGACAUUUCAGGGGGAGCUUUCGGCGCGCUGACGCAAGCGCAACGCCGCGCUUUUGUCGGAGCAGACCAUGCAACAACAACUUGGCCCAAGCUUUCAAGCCUUUGGUCAAGACGGCAACACCGGGCACCCCGCUGCUCAUCCCCAAAGUUUCCAACCUUACCACCACCAUCACCACCAGGAAGCAUCCUCGGCGGCGCCAUGUCAACAUCACCCAACAACCCAACAUCCCAGCUCCGACCCAAAUCCAAAACCAAAUCCACAGCUGUACGGCGUUCCGUACGGAGGAUAUCUCGGCGGUACCGAUCUGGGUCAGCCCCAGCCCCAUCCGCAUCCCGCCUUACCACCCAGCACCGCACUCUAUUCGGGCGCCGACAACAACCUCUACAGUCGUUACUUCGCCGCUCUGGCACCUGCAGCCGCCUAUGCCGCCCCGGCGCUUCCAGCACCUCUAGGGCUACCCAUCAAUGUCGGCCAGCAAUGGCAAACACCGCGUGACACUAGCCGCGGCGGCACCGGCGGUGACGGAAGCGGCGGCGGCAACAGCACCGCGCAUUGCUGCAGUACAACAGUACAACCCUGGCACCCUCUUCCACCUUCCCUGCCCCUUCCUCUUCCUCAUCCGCCACACCAGCAACACGCCAGCUCAGCCGUCAACAGCGGUCCUAACGCCGCCGUUGCUGCCGUUGACGCGGGCCUUACGCCUCGAUACAUGGUGCCGCUGCAGCUGCCGCCGCCGCCGCCGCUGCAGCCGUACGACAGCUCCGGUCCUCACGGGACCUCCAGCGACCCUCCCGGCGGCAAACCCAGCGCCUCUAGCGGCCAGGGCGUCGUCUCAACAAACGUCUCAAACGCCGGCAACCGAUCGACACUCGCCACACCGUUUCCUACCCCUGCACCUGCACCUGCUCCUUCUUCAUCCGGCGGCGGCGGAGCUUUAGCCGACGCCUCGUGCCCUCUAGCGGGUUUACUUAACCUGCGUAGCCCCGUACCGGCUCCUGCGAACCCCGGCAGCAACCGCAACGCCCGCACUCCCUACUCGUACUCCUUCUUGCCGUUUGGCAGCGCCGGGCCGCCUACCACCGCCGCAGUCUCAAUCACAGUACCCGCCGGCACCGUCCUUCCGAUUCCUGUCAACGCGUCGUCCGGAUUCUUCGCCGCGGCGGGCCCUGGGAGAGCUGCAUGUGCUACGCAUGCCCUGCAACGUCAGCCGCAACGACAACAGCAAGCCCAAGCCCGAUUAGGAGCCACCACCCCAGUUCCGACGCCUGGUAGUUGGUCCGGUGUUCCUGAGCUUCCCUUUGGCUACCCGCUUACCUGCCAGCAGCAGCCGCAACCGCCACAACAGCAACCGCAGCAGCAGCAACCGCAACGCCCGCUCCAGCCACAGCCCCAACCACAGCUGCAACAGCAGCAGCUGCUGCUACAGCGGCGACCAACCCCGCAGCCGCAGCCGCAGCCGGGGCCCCCACCACCGCCUCAACGAGAGCCACCGCAGCCGCCGCUGCCGCCGCUGCCACAACUGGGACAAGCGCCUGACCAAGCACCCUAUCAGUGCGCACCUCAACACCAGAGCCAGCAGCAACAGCAGCAGCAGCAACCACAACAGCGGCCAGUAGCGCAUGCCUACGCUGCCCCACCAGCCGCCGCAGCCGUCCCUGGGUUGCCCAUUGCACUGCAGACGGCCGCGUACCCGCGCCAACCGGCCGUUAACCCACACCACCAUCACCUCGACCAACAACAGCAGCAACAGCAGGAGGUGCGUCCUUAUUACCACCAGGAGCAUCAGCUGCAACAGCCACAGCAGCUGAGACCCCAGAUGCAGCACCAACAGCAGCACCCGCACCAGCACCCGCAGGCCAACUACCCCCACCACCCCCACCACAACCCAGGCGGCACGGCCCCGUCAUGCGAAACCCACCAUCCCCCGGGACCUCAGCCGCCGCAACCAGGCUUUGAAAGCGGCCCCGGCCCCGUACAGCACCAGCAGCCGGCAUUGCAGCAGCAGCAUCAGCAGCAUCAGCAGCGACAGCAACAACAGCUACAGCCACGCUGGAGCUACUUUGCUGAUGUGGCAGAUGCAGCCGCAGCCGCAGAAUCGGUCCCGACUUCCGCUACCGCCGCUCCUAACACUGCUGCCGCGGACAACGCCGCUGCCACUUUCAACCCAGAAGCCGCCGCAACUACAGGGACUGGAAACCCCGCAACGGCCGGGCGCACCGCGUCCCUAGCCUUGCCGUACUUUGCACCUGCUUUCAGC